UGUAAGUUAUAAUGGGAUGAAUGGGUCGACCAAUAGAUGUCUCUUUCGGUCAUAUGUUUUGAUUGUGUUUUGCAUUCAAAACAUAGAGAGACUGACAGUGAAAGCAAUCGAUGGUUUGUAUGACAACAACAACUCGUAAUCGCAUCCAAAACACCACAACAGCAGACACUCACUCCCGAAGACACACUCUUCGCGAUUGAUCCCAAACCAGACACUGGACCAGACAUAUGGACUUCAAGGAGCACUACGCGGACACGUCGUCAUCGGUGGCCAACGCCGUGCGACUCAACGAUCUGAAACUCUUACGCAAACUGAUCCGUGACGGCCAGUGCGUCGACGUCAUGGACAACCGCGGGUGGCGUCCACUCCAUCAGGCCUCCAUAUUGAAGGAGAAGAAUAAUCACCAAUUGGUGGACGAGUUGCUGAAACACGAGGACACAGACCCGAACUGGAGGUCACACGAGGGCGAGACCGCACUGCUGUUGACCUGUCGUCACAAUACCGAUCACAACGCGUACAAAACGGUCGAAAUACUACUCAAACACAAAGCGGAUCCCAAUAUCAGCGACAACGAGGACGAGACGCCGCUGUUAGCGGCCACGCGCGCCGGCAACGCCUCGUGCGUACAACUGCUGGUCAAACACAAGUCGGUGGACGUGAAUCGGGCCGACUGUGGCGGUUGGACAGCACUGCACGAGUCGGCCACUCGCGGCCACUUUCUGAUGACCCAAACGCUGCUCCAAUGCGGCGCCAAACUCGACGCGAAGGACGAGUGCGGAAUGACACCGAUCUUCACGGCCGCACAACACGGACGCGUCGAUUGCCUGAAGAUACUGGUGGAGGAAGCGAUGCGACAGCACAUGGAGUGUCUGCUCGAUGAGGGCGCCAACGACGGCGCCUCACCCGUCAUGAUCGCCGCUCAACAGGGAUUCACCGAUUGUAUCGACUUUCUCAUCAAAUCGGGCGCCAAUCCUAACAGUUACGCCAACGACGGCGUAAAUGCCAUCCAUUUGGCCGCCGAAUGCGGUCAUCACAAGACACUGGAACUGUUGCUGCAAAAGAUGGACGUGAAGGAGAUGGAGUCGCAACUACGACCAGACCUACCGGAGCUCAAGCUCCGGAAUCCACUGCACUUAGCCAUCACUUCUGAUUGGCUAAAGUGCGUGAAAGUGAUGCUGCGGUCGGGUUUCGCCGUCGACUCCGUUGACUACAUCUUCGAGCAGAAGUUCUCGCUGUCGAUGCCUCCGCCCAAAUACAUAACACCCCUCUCGCUGGCCGUCUCACUCAAC
Messenger RNA from Medioppia subpectinata, 1289 nucleotides. Lineage: Eukaryota; Metazoa; Arthropoda; Arachnida; Sarcoptiformes; Oppiidae. The record is from the annotation of a GenBank genome assembly.